Macroventuria anomochaeta is the source of this 1360-nucleotide messenger RNA. RefSeq lists its product as uncharacterized. NCBI's taxonomy places the organism in Eukaryota, Fungi, Ascomycota, Dothideomycetes, Pleosporales, Didymellaceae. Bases 216 to 1322 code for a protein of 368 amino acids. The record is from RefSeq and is a predicted model, not a curated record. The transcript has a single exon. Gene Ontology annotation, cellular component: nucleus.
GUGUCAAUUGGCUAUGUGAAGCUUAUGUGAAGGAAGAUCGAGCUCUUAAGAAGCUUCAGUCAUCAAUUCAACACUCACUGCCGCUGCGGAGCCGCUCGGUGGCCGAUUCACGUCUUUCGACGUGGGAUUUGGCGGGGCAGCAGCGCGAUGAUGCAACGCACAUGCUCCGACAUCGCCCUGCCUUGCGCGACGCGUUCUCCGCAAACACACCAAGGAUGUCUGGCAACAACACCCACCUCUCCGGCAAAGACGCGCAUCUGUACGGCGCCAAGAACACGGCGAGGAGCAAGCGGAGAGAUAUCUCGUCUAGCAGUGCUGUCGCCUUCUCCUCGACCCUCUCCAAUCUCAUCAAAGCCUCGUCCUCGUCCGCGGAUGCCAGCAAACCCACAACCGCAGGCCGCGCGCGCCCGCAGAAAGACGACAUCUUCAAGACGCACAACAAAAACGUGAAGAAGCGCGCCCUCGCCGACCUCGACGACACAAACCUCGCCACCCAGGAACACAGAGGACGCACAGGUGCCGAGAAGGACGAAGAUGCAGCGUCCUGGAAGCGCACGCAGCGCCGCAUGGAAGAGAAGGCGCGCCUGUAUGCAGCACUGAAGAGAGGCGAUGUAGAAGACAUCGACGACAAAUAUGGCGUCGACUUCGACCGCAAGUGGGCCGACGCCCAAGCCCCCGGGGCCACAGGCAACGCAUCCUCCUCCUCAGAAGACGACAGUGCAGACGAGGAGGAAGUUGAAUACAUCGAUGAGUUCGGGCGCACACGAAAAGGCACUCGCGCCGACGCCGUCCGCGAAGAGCGCCGAAAGAGAACCCUUGCAGACGAUGCACCAGACCGCUUCACCGCGCGCCCCAGCAUGCCCGAGCAGAUCAUCUACGGCGACACGGUGCAGACCAACGCCUUCAACCCCGACGAAACAAUCGCACAGCAGAUGGCUGAGCUAGCCGCCAAGCGCGACAAGGAGCUCACGCCGCCGCCGGAGCUGCAUUUCGAUGGGCGAGCGGAGGCAAGAACGAGAGGGACUGGAUUUAUGUAUUUUGAUAAGGAUGAGGAGGGGAGGAGGGAGCAGAUGGCGAAUCUUGAAAAGGACCGCGCUGAAACUGAGAGAGUACGGAAGGACAGAAAGGAGGCUAUUGAUAAGCGGAAGGAGAUGAUUCGGGAGAAGAAGAGGGCUAUGGCGGAGAAGAGGAGCAAGGGGAAGGCGGAGAGGUUUUUGGAUGAGCUUGGGGUGGAGUUGGAGAUGGGUGGGGAAAGUGCUGGGGAAGGUAAUGACGAACAGACAACGGCAGAAGGAAAGCUUGAGGAUGCGGACAAGGCGUGAGGUGCGUGAAUGUAUACUUCCAAGCAUAUGAUACCCAC